This is a messenger RNA of Neltuma alba, 1800 nucleotides long. Its product is annotated as protein GAMETE EXPRESSED 1. The record is from RefSeq and is a predicted model, not a curated record. The transcript is spliced from 6 exons. The coding region runs from base 1 to 1800 and encodes 599 amino acids. Lineage: Eukaryota; Viridiplantae; Streptophyta; Magnoliopsida; Fabales; Fabaceae.
AUGGGUGGUAAUCAUGGUCGUCUUAUGGUUUUUAUCGUGCUCUGUUUCUUCACAAGAAGCGAGUCAUGGAAUUGGUUCUCAUCAUCAUCAUCAUCAUCAACCUCCGGAAGGACCCAUUGUGGAUCAAACACAGUGAGAGGUUCAGUUGCAGAAUACUCAGCGGAAGGUUUAAAUGACGAGAGGGGAAUAAAGUUAGUGGAGAACGCAAAGGAGAAAAUGGUGAGAUCAAACUGGUGUUGGCAAAACGCAUAUAAGAAUGUAUUUGCAGGGUGUUCUGAGAUUCUAGCAGAUGAAGAGAAACGUUCAAGACUUGCUUGGCAUCUCAGUGAUUGCUUCCAAAGAGACUCUGGUCGUCCUCAUUUUCCACAUUGUGAUGCGAAAUCGCCCAUGUCUAGUUGCCUCAAAGCUCUCGAUGAUCUUGCCCACAAAGUCUAUCUUGAGUUCUAUCUCGAAACCAACACAAUCUGCCAUCAGUUGCAAGCUCACGCCUUCAAACACGAGACAGAGAGACUCAUCACAGACCUCAAAAUUUCAGCCCAUUACGUAGAAGACAAACUAGAUGCCAUAUCCGACAAAUCCGAGAAUCUCUUGCAAGAAUCAAAGAAACUUCAUGAUUUUGUUGAUUCAUUUGAUGUUCGCACACAACAAAUUGUUGAAACUGUUGUGAAUGUGGAAGAUCGUACGAAGGUUUUGAUGAGGAAUUCAGAGAGCAUAUUUGAGCAGGGGAAGAAAAUUGCAGAUUCACAAUUACAGUUUGCGGAAGUACAAGAGGAUAUGAAGAUGAGAUUUAAGGAAGGGAUUGAGAUUCUGAAAGAGUCGCAGAAUAAUUUAGGGGAAGAAAUAGGGAAGAUAAGGGAUGAAUCCAUUGAGAUUCAGAAGGAGAUCAUUAAAGUUGGAGACACAAUGUCACAAGAGAUGCAAAGUCUUCAUAGUAAAACUGAGAAUAUUGUUCACUUGGCUGCUAUUUCCUUGGACAAACAACAACAUCUCAUUCAUGGCCAAUCCAAAGCACUCGACAACCUCAAUUCAUUAUCUGAGUUCCAAUCAAAAGCACUCCACGAAACAAGGUUGACUUUCCAACAGCUUGCUGAGUUUGGACAGAGACAUCACCAAGAGCUUCUUCUUCGGCAGGAACAAGUUCAAGGACUUCAUGAUCGUUUAAUGACGAAUACAAAAUCAAUACUUUCUGCUCAAGAAUCUUUUGAAUCAAAACAGGCUAGCAUGUUCGCUGCAUUGGACAAGAUAUUUUCUCUGCAGAAUGCUAUGUUUGUGGAAUCUCGAAUGAUCAAAGCUUUUAUUGUUUAUUUUGUGUCCAUUCUUGUCAUCUAUAUGUUGACCAGCACGAAGCAGACGUACAAUACCAGGCCGUGGCUGUAUAUUGGACUUUGUGUUGUGUUCUUAAUGGAAAUAAGCAUCGUUCGUUUCACCAAUGGUAACAUUGAACAACAGGCUUGCAUCAUUAGCAUCAUCAGAUCAGUUUUCAUGAUCAUCGCUUCUGCUCAACUUCUUUACGCCAUUUUCACUUACAGAAAUUAUGAAGUUUUGAGCUAUCAUAUGCUGCAAACUCUCAAUGACAAGCUUAGCAUCAUGGAACAACGCAAGAAACUGGCUUGGGUGACGGAUGAAGAAGAAGAUGAUGAUUUGGAUUGGUCACGAUGGAUUGAUACAGAUUUGCCAGAGGAGGUGAACUGCAUUGAAGAUCCAGAUUUUAUAUUUCCAGAGGAAGAAGUUGGGGAGAAUUCCAUUACUGUGUCUUCCAGGAAAUAUAAUUUACGAAGUCGGAGAAGCCAUUAUCUUUGA